AUGAUUUGGCCCGCCCUACACAUAUUCGUAACGAGUUUCCUACCCGAAUCGCCUUUUUACGCGUACAAAUGCUACGGCGAUUCCGAAAAAGCGAAAUCAGCUAUACGUCGAAUCAAUGGCCAAGACUACGACGUGGAGUUGGACUACAUGGCACUCGAGAGAUACGUGUUCGAGUACGAGUGCAUGAUUGGUGACAAAAAAAACCGUUUGAUCCGUAGAAUCAUCGCCAUCGGCGUGAGACUUGUUGUACUACAACAGACUUGCGGUGCAAGUGCGGCGAUUUUUCAUGCAAAAUCGGUUAUAGGCGGAUUCGGUUUGACUACAGAAGUCGCAGGAUAUAGCGACGAACGCGUGUACGCCAACACGCAAACAUUUAUCACAAUCGUAUUCGCAGCUCAAGUCUUGUUGUGCCUUACCACAGUCGAGCUGGUCGAGUUUUUGGGCCGUAAGUUUAUGUUAAACGCGUCAGCCAUCGGUAUGGCAUUAUGUCUGGCGUCGAUGAUGCUUUACCAAUCAUUUUUUCCAACUACGGACAUCUGUACUUCAGCAAUCGAAUCGAACGAGUGGCACAAAUACGUGCCCAUCAUACUCGUGUGCCUUUACCUAUGCUCGUAUUCCAUAGGAUGGGGACCGAUCGUUGCGCUGGUUUACGCAGAAGUAGUUUAUUUCAACAAAUGGUUUUCAAGUCUGAUUUACGCCGGUGGCCAACUCGUCUUGUUCCUGGUGGCGUAUACGUUUUACGAUGCCAACGCUCUGCUGGGCUUCAACAAGUACGUCCUGUGUAUGUACACAGCGUCAUGCGUCCUUAGCAUCGUGUUCGUCCAUUUCUGCGUGCCAGAAACCCGAGCACUACCCUUGAACCGGGUGCUGCGUCGUCAAUCGUUGGAAAAUAAUUGUCUCGACACCAGAGAUAAAUGA
Rhopalosiphum maidis (corn leaf aphid) is the source of this 918-nucleotide messenger RNA. Its product is annotated as solute carrier family 2, facilitated glucose transporter member 5-like. Lineage: Eukaryota; Metazoa; Arthropoda; Insecta; Hemiptera; Aphididae. The transcript is spliced from 4 exons. The record is from RefSeq and is a predicted model, not a curated record. Gene Ontology annotation, molecular function: transmembrane transporter activity. Gene Ontology annotation, biological process: transmembrane transport. The coding region runs from base 1 to 918 and encodes 305 amino acids. Gene Ontology annotation, cellular component: membrane.